CAGACACUUAACUGGCAACACAAAGGAAAGUAACUAUAUAUGCUGUCGUCACUGAGGUCAACCAUUCUGAAGGAAAAUGGCGACCGCCUAUGAGAGAUACAAUUUGCACACGACCCCUGAAAAGUUCUUCAUUGAGGCCUGUGAUGAAGGAGCUGAUGCUGUCCUAGUCAUUGACCGGGUUUCAAACGAGAUGACCCUCACAGGUAGAAAUGAUAUUCCUCCCUCUGCUGUCACCAGACCUAUUUGUGGGAUCAUGGGAACUAUUCGUCUGGUUGCAGGGAUGUACCUGAUUGUCAUCACCAGGAAGAGGAAUGUGGGCAACCUCCUUGGCCAUGCUGUGUGGAAGGCUGUGGACUUUGAUGUGAUAUCCUAUAAGAAGACGGUGCUACAUCUCUCAGAGAUACAGUCUCAGGAGAAUAAGACCUUCCUGGCUAUGAUUAACAAUGUGCUGAAUACAGAUGGUUUCUACUUCUGCACUGACUUUGACCUAACACACACACUGCAGCGAUUGGCCAACACCAGUCCUGACUUCCAGGAGAUGAGUCUGCUGGAGAGGGCAGAUCAGAGAUUUGUCUGGAAUGGGAACCUUUUAAGAGAACUUGCUGGGCAGCCUGAGCUUCACAGAUUCGCACUACCUGUUAUUCAUGGAUUCAUUGUCAUGAAGCCAUGCCGUAUAAAUGGGAAGAUCUUUGAGUGGAUCCUCAUCUCCAGGAGAAGCUGUUUCCGGGCUGGUGUGAGAUACUAUGUUAGAGGUAUUGAUUCUGAAGGCCACGCUGCUAACUUUGUGGAGACUGAGCAGAUAGUCCUGUAUGAGGGAGCAAAGGCUUCCUUUGUACAGACACGAGGCUCUAUGCCGUUUUACUGGAGCCAGAGGCCCAAUUUGAAGUACAAGCCUAAACCUGUCAUCAGCAAAACCAUGAAUCAUAUGGAUGGUUUCCAGAGGCACUUUGACUCUCAACUACUCAUCUAUGGAAAACAAACUGUUCUGAACCUGGUGAAUCAAAAAGGGUCAGAGAAGCCACUGGAAGAGGAGUUUGCCAAGAUGUCGUCUGGUCUUAACAACGGUAUGCUCAAGAGAAUGGGAGUUCUGAAUGUGGGUCAGCGCAUUGAAGAGCAGGCUGAGUUUGAAAAAGUCUACAAAAACGCUUGGGCUGACAAUGCCAAUGCAUGCGCUGUGCAGUAUGCUGGUACUGGAGCUUUAAAAACAGACUUUACGAGGACAGGGAAGAGGACCAGGUGGGGACUGCUGAUGGAUGGUUGGAACUCCAUGAUUCGCUACUACAAAAACAACUUUUCAGAUGGAUUCAGACAGGAUGCUAUUGACCUUUUCCUGGGUAACUUUGCUGUUGAUGAGUCAGAGGGACCCACUCCUCUUCGUAUUAAGAAGGACUGGAAGUUCCUAACACUUCCCAUUGUCAUGCUAGUUGCAUUCUCCAUGUGCAUCGUUUCUCUUCUUCUGGCUGGUGACACAUGGACAGAGACCCUUGCUUAUGUAAUGUUCUGGGGGAGCGCCAGUGCAAUCACAGCCACUGUCAUCCUGUUUAACGGACAAGAUUUUGUCGAUGCCCCGAAGUUAGUUCACAAGGAAAAGAUGGACUAAGUGUAUAUGUGAGUGUGAGGGGGGUGAGACUUAGUCAAAUAGGUGCUCCAGUACUUCAUCUUCACUGAUCUGAUGUAAACUCAUCUGGUGUCUGUGUGGUUUCUAAUGUUUGUUGAUGACAAAGUCAACCUUUUUCAAAUAUGUACAUUUAUGUACCUAUAUUAAUCAUUAUUAGUCAUUCCAUAUUCUUGUUUCACUAGAUUGUUUUGUUUGUCUUGGUUUUGUCCUUUGAUAAAAACAAAUAAUUCUUGUAAUUCAUUACUGUUUCAUUCCUUUUGGGUAGGAUUUUCUGUUGAAAUGCUACAAACCUUUUACUGGGAUAUCAUGUUGUCAACCCUGAAUUGUCACCCCCAAGGUGUGGGACUCAAACAUGAAGAUAUUUAAAUGUAUUUGCUGUACUUAAUUUAGAACACUAUAUAAAGUAUGCACACAGAGUUUUGAAUGUAACAUUUACUAAAUUGUGUGUGAAAUAUAAAUAUGUGGUCCUAUUACAAUGAGUAAAAGUCUUCCCAUGACGUUUCAUUUAGAGAACAUCUGAUAUUGUCAAAGGCCUCACUACCAUCUUAAUUUGCAUAGGCAUAAACUGUGCUGCCUGCAUAAAACUGAGGUUAUUCAUAUAUAUUUUAAAUGUUGCUUUCUUGUGAUAUUAAGAUAAAGUAUUCCUGUCUUCCUAUUUUUUUAUGAAUACAUAUAUGAAACAUGAAGUAAACUGAGCAGUUAUAGUGUAAAAAGAGGCAUAAUAGA
Poecilia latipinna (sailfin molly) is the source of this 2344-nucleotide messenger RNA. RefSeq names its product phosphatidylinositide phosphatase SAC1-B-like. The record is from RefSeq and is a predicted model, not a curated record. The transcript is spliced from 18 exons. Gene Ontology annotation, cellular component: endoplasmic reticulum. Gene Ontology annotation, molecular function: phosphatidylinositol-4-phosphate phosphatase activity. Gene Ontology annotation, biological process: phosphatidylinositol dephosphorylation. NCBI's taxonomy places the organism in Eukaryota, Metazoa, Chordata, Actinopteri, Cyprinodontiformes, Poeciliidae. The coding region runs from base 77 to 1600 and encodes 507 amino acids.